Messenger RNA from Toxotes jaculatrix (banded archerfish), 2303 nucleotides. RefSeq names its product immunoglobulin superfamily, member 5b (gene igsf5b). Lineage: Eukaryota; Metazoa; Chordata; Actinopteri; Toxotidae. The record is from RefSeq and is a predicted model, not a curated record. Gene Ontology annotation, biological process: cell-cell adhesion. The transcript is spliced from 10 exons. Bases 135 to 1205 code for a protein of 356 amino acids.
UUUAACGGGGCAGUUUCGGGUGAUAUGGCACCAGGCAUGAGGAGGAAGCAGCAUCGUUGACAUGUAUCCACUGUGUGUGCCACUCACUGCUGAUCCACAGAGACACCAGACUGAGGGCCAUCCGGCAUUCAACAAUGGUGGUUCAUCUGUUGGUGCUCCUACUUUCGUGCAGGAUUCAAGCAGUUGGAACUCAGAUGAAGCUGUCACCUGAAACACUAACCGUCCUGCGAGGGGAGGAGGCCCGCUUUACCUGCAGUACCCAUGGCACCCAGUGGACCGUUAUGGUUUGGCUGCUGAACAAUACAGUGGCACUGACCAUCUCUAAGUCGCACGGUGUCCUGCCAUCCCCUAUCACCAACGUGACAGCUGAGAAACACUCUGUCUCACAGGGAGACAGCUGGGUGUUUAUCCUGAAAAGCACAGAGAGGUACAACCAGGGACAAGUGACCUGUGACCUCCAGAGCAUUGACAGGAAAACAGCAAACCUGCUUGUACAAGAGAAGGGCAGUGUGAAAGUCUUUGGGGAAGACAAGCUGGUUUUCAAGGGGCAGUCGGUGCUGUUUGAAUGUCAGGCAGAAGGAUGGUACCCUAUACCCAGUCUGCAAUGGCAGGUGAAUGACAUAAAGGUGAGCCAGGGUGAAUACAACAUCAGCAGUGAAGAGUCCGGGAAGAGCCUCUUCACUGUGAGUAGCAACCUCAGCGUGACGGCAGCAAAGAGCUCUCGUGUGGAUUGUCUGGCCUCUGUGUCUGCCCUCCCCACACCACUGAAGAGCAGCGUCCGUCUGACAGUGGUUGCAGAGGUGUUGCAGGAAGGAGAUGACUGCACAGUCCCGCUGGCGGUAACAGCCUCCCUCUCUGCUGUUCUGCUGCUCCUCCUGCUCUGCAUCUGCACUGUCCUCUGCUACAGACAAAGGAGACAAGCAAAACCAAACCCACAGGUGGACAUAUGGUUCAACCAAUCAGUGGCUGACAGAAGCUUGGUUGCUGAGGCGACAGGGGGGAAGGUCAACAUGGGAUACUCUACUGAUGGCUCCACAGAUGCAGAUUUCAGUGAGCUAAGCAUGGAAACUCGUAGCCAGAUGGACUUUGUCAGCUUUCACAAGGUCCCGGAUGUUGUGCGCGCCAGCAGCCCGUCUCUACGCAGUGAGAGCCAAGUCCAGGGGAGUCUGGCAGAGGAAAACGUCCGGAGAAUUACAACAGUAUGAUGUUAUUUGAUGCAAUGAACAUGUUAAUGAAAACGAAAAUAGCAUUUUGAUGUACCAUACUUACAGCUGUGCAUCUGACCAAUGUUUGUAUAAUGGACAUUUUUGAAAAGCUACAAGCUAAUAUUAUGUGAUCUUAAACUGUAUGAAUACAGCACUUUUUACAUUUUUAUAUUAUGAAGCUAUACCCUGGGCAGUUUUGAAUGAAUCCUCAAGAAUGCAAGUUGUUUUUGAACAUCUACCAUUGUAUUUUUAUUUUCAGUAAAUUUUUUUUGUGUGUUUCUUGACAUUGCUGGUUUUUAUUUACCUCAUUUGUCAAUAUUAUACAGUACAUUACAAUACAGAUUUCAAUAUAUAGACAAGCAUUUUACUGGAAAAUUCUGGCUCAUCUCUUUUGAUCUGCUUUGGCCAUCAUUUCUGUCAGUUAUCAUAACAUUGUAUGCAACAAGUUGAUUGCAGUGUCACGUUCAAGGCAGCCAGGAACACAAGGGAAGAGAGGACCCAAAUGCAAAAACCCCAAAACAGGCGAACGAGUAAACUAAAAGUCUUUUAAUUUAAACUGAAAAUCACUCAAAGUCCAGGGCCAGAGAACAAAACUUAAACAACUAAAACUCAUCCAUGAAGGAGAAAAAAAAGGGCUGGAAACAUAAAACACAAAACAAACUCCAAAAGUCCUUACUUGAAAACAAAAGGCAACCAAGGUAUGUCCAUGAGGGGGAAGACGCAAGGCACAGGUACAGGGAAGAACACGGGGAACCAACACAGGUAAAGACACGGCCAAACUCAGGUACAGACAAGCACUAACUGACCAGGGCACAGGGAAACAACAAGACUUAUAUACACAAGGCAUUGGGGAACAGGUGACACCAAUUAGGGUGGGGCAGACAAUCACAAAAGGAGGGAAAACAGACAAAGACAGGAAGUAGAACAAGACCAGAUACACUAGGGACAAGGUUUAUAAAAUAAAACAGGAACUACUAACAAAAUUUAAGAAACAGUCCACAAUGAGUUCAAAUAACAAACCAAAGGAAACCAAAAACAGCCCUCUUAGGGGCUCAUCAUGACAUGCAGAGGAAUACAGUGAAAUUGCUUAAAUUAAGA